This is a messenger RNA of Drosophila arizonae, 2059 nucleotides long. It is a transcript of the gene cue, whose product is annotated as Low-density lipoprotein receptor repeat domain-containing protein cueball. Gene Ontology annotation, biological process: canonical Wnt signaling pathway. Gene Ontology annotation, cellular component: plasma membrane. Gene Ontology annotation, molecular function: Wnt receptor activity; Wnt-protein binding. NCBI's taxonomy places the organism in Eukaryota, Metazoa, Arthropoda, Insecta, Diptera, Drosophilidae. The record is from RefSeq and is a predicted model, not a curated record.
AAUAUCGUCGUGCGUCCAUUUCCGAUAUAAAUAUACCAAAAUUUAUAUAAAAUGAAAUUGUGUUCAUUGCAACAGCUGGUUUUGGCUGUCUUGUUUAUAGUAUCUAAUUUUUACUCGCCACUAGCUGUCGCAUCUCCAAUUGGCUGGGACUUUGCCGUUACGCUACGCGACAAGCUUCUGUUUCUCGACAACAAAUUUAAAACAGUCUCCUCUGCAGCCCACGAAUUCGAGGGGAUAUCAGCGUUGGCUUUUGAUGAGGCUGAGGAAGUGAUCUAUUUUAAUGACCAACAGCAUCAGAAUGGCAGCAUAUUUUCGCUGCGACGCGAUGCUGCGGUUGCGCCGCACAUUGUGGAGCAGGCAGUGCAACGUAUAGGCAAUGGUUCCGUAUCCGGAUUAGCUUUCGAUCCGCUGAACCGGAAUUUGUUCUGGGCGGACAUGCGUCAGAGCCGGAUUUACUUUGCCAGCGUCGACACAUUACUCACGGAACCGCCUAAGGUGCUAGUAGAUCUGAGCGCCGAAGGUGGACGACCAGAUGGCGUGGCUGUGGAUAUAUGUCGCCGUCAGCUGUACUGGACGAACUCGAAGAUCAAUCAUGCUUCCGUAGAACGUAUCGGAUUGAACGGCACGGGCAGACAAGUGAUUAUCAAGGAGGACAUCGACAUGCCACGUGGCAUUGUGAUCGAUCAGCAAUCUGAUCGCAUCUACUGGAUCGAUGACAAGGUGGGCAUAUUCUUUGCAAUAGAAAGUGCUCGACUAGAUGGCAGCGAUCGCCAACUGGUGCUUGAGGACAAGCAUCAGAGUCCUAUACAACUGGCCAUCACAGAUGAAACAAUCUAUUGGACCGACAAGGCGGAUAAAGCAGUCUGGAGCUACCCCAAGCCAGCUAAUAAAACACUUGCAACGAAUGCUACGGAGCCGGUGGUGGAGCCAAUAAAGCUAGCCAGCUGGAAGGAGGAUGUCUAUGGCAUAGUGGCACGCACAGGCUUUUAUCAACAUCUUCAAAAGGAUGCCCAUUGCGCUAGCGUAGUGAAAAAGGUCAAACAGCGUCUGGACAACAGGCUCAACAACAGGCCGCAAUCAAGAACCGCUGUCGACGAUCGCAUAGAAGAGUUGGAGCGAGAACAUUGUUUGAACGGUGCCACCUAUAUGACCAAGGGCAACUUCUGCAUCUGCCAGGUGGGCUUCAAGGGUGCGCGUUGUGAGAUAUCUGAAUGUCAUAAUUAUUGUGUGCAUGGUACCUGUGAAAUCUCUAGCAUGGGCUAUCCCAAAUGCUAUUGCCAAACGGAUUUCUAUGGCGAACGCUGUGAAUACUACAAAUGCAAUAACCAUUGCCUGAACGGUGGUCAUUGCACCGUGGAUAGGGACAGUGGGGAAAUGAGCUGCGAUUGCCGGGACAACUUUACGGGCACACGAUGCGAGCACAACGAAACGGCCCACUGUGGAAGUUAUUGUCAGCAUUUGAAAGAACAUCCGGAUGCAUUUGUGCCAGCCCCCUGUAUGGACAUCUGUGAGGAGUUGCGUUUGACCAAUGCCACAAUUGUCAGGGAAUACCAAUCAUCAUCUUUCUGCAGCGAUAUUCCCAGCUAUAGACAAGGUUCAUUGAUAAUUGUACUUGUUGUUGGCGUCGUCUCCAGUCUCGCUCUGGUAGCCGUCAUUGUGCAUGGUUUCCGUCUCAUCCACAAGCCUAAACGCCCACGCAUUAAGAAGACUUUUGUAGUGCGCAAACAAGCCCGUUUGAAUUCCACUAGUGAUACACCUUUAACCAAUCGGCCACUAGCCACAGAGCAAUGCGAGAUUACGAUAGAAAACUGUUGUAAUAUGAAUAUUUGUGAAACGCCCUGUUUUGAUCCUAAACUUGUGGAGCAACAGUUCUCAGGACGCGAUAAAAAGUCGCCUUGCGUUAAGGAGGAUAAAAAGAUACUGAUACACAACAUGGAAGAUGAUCUACUGAACUAGAUAAACAUCUCUAUCAACAACGCAUAACGUCGUGCAUGAAAUGAACGGUAGGGCGGACGGGCGGUAUUCGAGCUUGUAAAGCUGCUGUCGUCGCCGCCUCCAA